Messenger RNA from Polistes dominula (European paper wasp), 1302 nucleotides. RefSeq lists its product as uncharacterized. Lineage: Eukaryota; Metazoa; Arthropoda; Insecta; Hymenoptera; Vespidae. The record is from RefSeq and is a predicted model, not a curated record.
AUGAAUAUGCAAAAAGAAAAUGGUGAAAGUAAUGUUGAAGAAAACAAAGUAAAGUCGGUAAUAAAAAAACUUCAAAAAUCGGAUUAUUUGAAGGGUUUAAUGAAAUUAAAAAAUCAGGAAUAUAUUUUAGAAAGGGGACUUGUUAAUUUGAUAGACAAUAUGAAACUCGAUGCUGAUGUUAUUAAAAGUUUGUCGAGAGAUGAGAAAGAAUUGUCUGUAAAAAGACAAAAUAUUUUUUCAACUGUACGUAAAACUAUUUCUGAUAUUAGUAACGAUAUGAAAGCAGUUAAACUAAUCAUAUCCGAUCCCGAACAAAUACAGAAAUUAGAUGUCAAUGAAUUUAAAUCAAAACUAAUCGGAAUAUCGAAAAAACUGGACAAUUUUAAAAAUACUUGUCCUCUUCAAACAUUGACCGAAAAAGGAAUUGAAUUGGAUGCCGAUUUAAAAGAAUUUUCAUCGCGUUUACAUAAAUAUAAUUCAGUUAAUACAUCAAACAAAUCAUCAACCAUUGAUUUGUCUUCUAUUAAUAAAAAUAAGAAAACAAAUCACGAGAAUUACGAUGAUUACGAAGAGAUCGAAGAUUUUCAUACGUUGAUCGUUAAAACAGGUUACACUCAACAUUGGAGCGACGAGGAUCAUUCGUUAUUUUUAAAAAUGCGAAAAAAGUGUAAAAAUGUACCAACAUUGGUUAACGCGAUUAGAAAAAAGUGUCCAGAUUUGACGAUAGAAACGAUAAUAAAUCAUGAAACUUGGUACAAAUUAUAUCUCGAAUUACGAGAAAAGCAAAGAUUGAAAAUCAAAGAAUGGCGUAAUAGAAAGGAAUUGAAAAAAGUUGCAAAAUUACAAAAUGAACAAGUAGUUAAUGAUGACAAUUUAAAUAAAAAGGAAUUAAUCCAAAAGUGGAAAUUAGAAAAAGAACAGAAACGAAUGAUGGAAGAARAAGAAUCAAAAUUGCGAUUAGAAUCUAAACGAGCAUUGGAUGAAAAACGUACACGAAAUAGAAUAGAAAAUAUGCGAGAAAGUUUACAAAAUUAUAGAAAUAAAAAAUUUAAUCCGAUUUUGAUGAAAGAAUUUAGGAAACAGGAUGAGGAAUACGUUCGAAAAAGAAGAAUGCAACUAUCGCGUACGAAUAAAAUUCGACAAAACAAAUUUAGAAUAUUACGGAAAUAUCAAUUAAAUAAUACAAACACUUCGACAUUGUGUAAAACUACGAAAGCGUGGCAAGAAAAAUGUAAAAUGGAGGAUUACAAAAUAGAUGAUAAUCAAAAAGUGCUAUACAUCAAAGAUUUACCAAAAUUGUGA